Molecule: messenger RNA, 1540 nt
Organism: Agrilus planipennis (emerald ash borer)
Lineage: Eukaryota; Metazoa; Arthropoda; Insecta; Coleoptera; Buprestidae
Product: gastrula zinc finger protein XlCGF8.2DB-like
Exons: 6
Coding region: 84-1274 (396 amino acids)
Biological process (GO): regulation of transcription by RNA polymerase II
Cellular component (GO): nucleus
Molecular function (GO): RNA polymerase II cis-regulatory region sequence-specific DNA binding; DNA-binding transcription activator activity, RNA polymerase II-specific
Source: RefSeq, a predicted model, not a curated record
UACAAUAGAAAAAUCACAUAAGUGCAAAAAAUGUGGUAAAACGUUUAAAAACCAGUCUAACUUAAAUGUUCAUAGUUUAGUACAUGUUAAAGUGGAAGAAAGACCAUUCAAAUGUGAAACAUGUGAACAGAGAUUUACCCAAAAGAAGCAGUUUGAAGCUUCAUGAAAAGUUGCACACCGGCGAAUGUCCUUUUGAAUGUCCUAUUUGCGGCAAACGUUUCAUCAGAAAGUCGCAAGUUAGCUAUCACGUUCGUGUCCAUUCUGGGGAAAAACCGUACGAGUGUCAAGUGUGUCAGAAACGAUUUCCCACAAAACAUUAUGUCUACGUACAUAUGCGUGUACAUACCGGAGAAAAGCCAUUUAAAUGUGAAACGUGUGGACAGAGAUUUACUGAAAAAAGUAAAUUGAUGCAACACCAAAAGUUGCAUACGGGAGAAAAGCCAUUCCAGUGUGAAACCUGUGGAAAGAGAUUUACUGAAAAAGGUAGCUUGGUGCAUCAUCAAAGGUUGCACACGGGCGAACGUCCUUUUGAAUGUUCGAUUUGUGGCAAACGUUUCGUUACAAAAUCGAAUUUAACCAGUCACCUUCAUGUACACACCAGAGAAACACGGUACGAGUGUCAAGUGUGUCAAAAAAGAUUUCCCGAAAAAUACCGUCUCAAUCGACAUAUGCGCAUUCAUACAGGAGAAAAGCCAUUCAAAUGUGAAACUUGUGGACAAGGGUUUACUCAGGAAGGUACCUUGAGGCGUCAUGAAUGGUUGCAUACGGGCGUACGUCCAUUUGAAUGUUCGACUUGCAGUAAACGUUUUGCCAUAAAAUGGCAGUUGACCAGUCACCUACGUGUCCAUACCGGAGAAAAACCAUACGAAUGUCUAGUGUGUCAGAAAAGGUUUCCAGAAAAAUACCGUCUUGAUCUACAUAUGCGCGUUCAUGCGGAAGAAAAACAAUUUAAAUGUGAAACCUGUGGACAAGGAUUUACUCAAGAAAAUAAUUUGAGGUCUCAUGAAAUGGUGCAUACGGACGAACGUCCAUUUGAGUGCUCCAUUUGCGGCAAACGUUUCAACAGAAAAUCAUACUUAAGCAGUCAUGUUCGCGUUCAUACCGGGGAAAAGCCGUACGAUUGUGAUGUAUGUCAAAAAAAGUUUCCUAAUAAAUACCGCCGUGAUCUACAUAUGCGCGUUCAUACUGGAGAGAAACCGUACGAAUGCAAAAUUUGUUUGCGAAGAUUUUCGCGAAGAUCUUGUCUUAAACAGCAUAUGCUCACGCAUUCAUAAAACUUAUACAAAUGCAGAAACGUAAUUUUUUAUAUGUUAACACUCUUUUUUUUUUUGAAUUUAUAAGAAUAUGAAAUAGAGUUCUAAAGUUCUGUUGAACUAAUGUAAACGAAACACUGAAAGUGCCACCUUAAGUGUCGAACCGUGUGUUAAUUUUUUAUGAAACGUAUUUGUGGAAUACGAGUAACAGUUAUUUAUUUAGAUUCUUAUAUAUUGUUUUCUGAAAGAAUGUAAUGUUCCUGUAAUAAAGAUAUAAGUCAGCUGUU